Molecule: messenger RNA, 1110 nt
Organism: Sinocyclocheilus rhinocerous
Lineage: Eukaryota; Metazoa; Chordata; Actinopteri; Cypriniformes; Cyprinidae
Product: T-box transcription factor TBX19-like
Exons: 8
Coding region: 1-1110 (369 amino acids)
Biological process (GO): positive regulation of DNA-templated transcription; cell fate specification; regulation of transcription by RNA polymerase II
Cellular component (GO): nucleus; chromatin
Molecular function (GO): RNA polymerase II cis-regulatory region sequence-specific DNA binding; DNA-binding transcription factor activity, RNA polymerase II-specific
Source: RefSeq, a predicted model, not a curated record
AUGAAGGUGGAGGAAGAGCUGAGGGGCGGCGGCGGAGCGGUGACCGGUGCUCGGGGCAGCAACGACUGCUGCAUCACCAGACUGCUGAGCGUCGUGGAGAGCGAGUUACAGGCCGGCCGAGAGAAGGGAGACCCCACUGAGAAACAGCUCAAAGUCACCCUGGAAGAUUCCGAACUCUGGAGGAAAUUCAAAGAAGUGACCAAUGAGAUGAUUGUGACCAAGAACGGCAGAGCUGGCAGCGGAGAGGACGACGAGAGAGAACCAGCUCUAAAUGAAAUAAUUGCUGUGAUCAUGCUGAAUUCUCUCCAUAAGUACGAGCCUCAGAUUCAUAUUGUUCGUGUAGGAGGCAGCCACAGGAUGGUGACCAACAUCUCUUUCACAGACACUCAGUUCAUCGCUGUAACGGCCUACCAGAAUGAAGAGAUAACUGCACUGAAGAUAAAGCACAAUCCGUUUGCCAAAGCUUUCCUUGAUGCAAAGGAAAGGAGCCAUCCUAAGAAUCAUCUCGAACUGCCAGCUGAAAACCAGCAUAUGGGCAUACCGCACUGCGGAUGGUUCAUAUCAAAUCCAGACACUCUGUGUUCUGCUAGUGGUGGUAACUUUCCGUACCCAGGAGGUUUACCGCUUACUCCCCACCAUGGGUACAAACACUACCCAGGCCUGCAUGGGCACCGAGCAGCCCCGUACCCAUCGCCCUACCUGCCCCGCCAUCAUCACCACCGUGGCCAUAACUCAGUGUCUCUAUCUGAGAAUCUGAGUCCAGGUGCUGUGCAGAUGUUCUCUGGUCAUGAGGGAUGGACAGGUGUGUCUCCUUCUGGUCCUGCUGCGAUGCUGUCUAUGCAACCUGCUCCAAGCUCUCCUGGAGUCAGCAGUCAGUAUCCAUGCCUGUGGACUGUGAGCAGCUGCACUGUAUCAUCCAGUCCUCCGGGGGGCAUUGUGAGCGCCACACACAGCCAGGAGGAGCCCGCAGAUGGAGGCUCCACCGUAACAUCACCCUGCUCUUUGCUGCAAGGCCACGGACCAACCAGCUCUGAGGGUGGUGUAGAUCAAGCCAAUCACAGUAGGGUAGGCGGGGUGAGCUGGCCUUCUGUCUCCACCCACUCAUUUUGA